UGGUUCCUUGAGAUUGGACCAUCACGUUUCUCCGCUGUAGUAUCCGAUGACACUGGCAAUACACGAAAAUGUCGUCGGAUUGUGAAAGACAACCAACCACAUAUUCUCAAUCUUCAAGACUGUACACAUUUGCUGAGAAACACCUCCAAGGAGCUCCAACGUGUUGCAGAAUUCAUACCGGUAAAGAAUAGUAAUCUCAGAAUAUGCAUCAGCUCAAUGGCUACCGCAGAUUGUCGCCCAAGCCUGGAAUGGAUUGCUGACCACCGAUUUGCCACUAUGUAUUGGACCAGGCUCUCAAUCGAACGUGGUCUUCCCGCAUUCCGUGCAAUCGUCGGGAGCCCAGAGCUAGAGGAUUAUACUGAUCUCUUCCGGGCGAACACGGUCGAGACGGCAGCAUUUGAAAAAGCGCUACAGAAACUCCUGUCCGUACUUGGUCCAGUCGCUUGCGCCAUUCAGUGCUUGGAGUCUUCGAAGGCUACGCUAGCUGAUGUUUACAUCUUCUGGCUUGCCAUUGUUGCGCAUCUCGAUGAACUAUUCCGUUCAAAAUCUCUGCGCUAUGAGCCGGAGACCAUUGAAGCUGUCAGAGAAAUUGUCAACCGCCGCUUUCAUCAACAGAUC
Punctularia strigosozonata HHB-11173 SS5 is the source of this 618-nucleotide messenger RNA. RefSeq lists its product as uncharacterized. The transcript has 3 exons. The record is from RefSeq and is a predicted model, not a curated record. The annotation marks the transcript as partial. NCBI's taxonomy places the organism in Eukaryota, Fungi, Basidiomycota, Agaricomycetes, Corticiales, Punctulariaceae.